GUGGAAUAUUUAUUUCAUACUUUCAUAGCCUCAUAGGAGCGGCCUAGCAAUGCCAAUAUAGGCUUACCGAACAUGGUUUGGUGCUGAUCGCGAGACUUUCGGGAGUACCUAACUUCUGGCACCGGGAGAUCUUCCACCCAGUAAUAAUACCCCCCCCCCCACUGCCUGUUAUUCCACUCGCUCUAUAAAUUAUUUAUAGGCAAUACAAGUGCUACAACGUUGGAUCGACGAAGAAGAACACUGAUAUAUGUGGUGGUUUGUGGUGACGGUGCUGGUGGUGCUGUUGACAGCGUUGAUAUUGCACGCGUGGAGGAAACAACAUUACUGGUAGAGGAGAGGAGUACCCGUGCUGCCCUACCUGCCUCUGGUUGGACAUUCCAUGUACAACAUGAACGUGCUCAAACCUCGACACCUUUGGAGGGAUGAGGAAUACCUCAAGUCUCGCGGAGAAAGAUACGUCGGACUUUACGAUUACCUCACCCCUUCCUUAUCCAUACAAGACCCUCAACUUAUCGUCUCGAUAUGCAUUAAGGAUUUUGACCACUUCGUUGACCGCCGCACCAUUGACCUGACAGGCACAGAUUCUGAGGUGAUGAACGACAUUCUCACCAACGCAACAGGUAAUCACUGGAAGCACAUCCGAAACCAGCUCACCCCCACUUUCACCUCGGGCAAGAUGAAGGAUAUGUUCCACCUCGUCCAGGAACAAUCAACUACGUUGAUGAGCAGCUUGAGACAGCGCAGAGAUGUGAAUUUUCUUGUGGACGUCAAAGAAAGCUUCAACAGCUUCACCAUGGAUGUAAUAGCUUGUUGCGCGUUUGGUCUGGAGACGAAUACGUUGCGUGGCGAAAACAAGGAGUUCAUAGAAAAAGCUGCAAAUUUGUCCAAGCUUACAUUUAAGGCAAUGGUAAAGUUCUUCUCGUUCCUGCUAUUCCCAAAACUGGUUAAGUUUUUGCGAAUUAGUUUGGCAUCUCCUUCCUUGAUUUAUAUGGAAAAAGUGGUUCGGGAUACAAUGGCUGCCAGGAGAAAUGGAGUUCGCCGAGGUGACUUUUUGGACCUGCUGCUGGAUGCCAGGGAGUCGACGAAGGAACAUGAGGGCGAGGUCGAUCCUAAUGGGAUGAAAAAAGGCGGAUUGAAGGACUCGACCAUCGUGGCGCAGUGCAUCCUCUUCAUCCUGGCGGGCUACGACACCACAGCCAACACCCUCUGCUUCGCCGCAGCGCUCCUCGCCCGCAACCCUCAAUGUCAGGCUCGUCUCAGAGCGGAGGUCGCAGCCAGAAUUGAGGAUAACGAGGGCGGCAAACUCACCUACCAGGACGUCAUGGAGUGCAAGUACCUCGACGCUGUACUUAGUGAAACGCUGCGCAUGUAUCCUCCGGCUCAUCUGUUGGAGAGGACAUGCACCAAGGACUACAGCGUGCCCGACUCGGACGUGAAGAUCACGCAGGGCAUGUUCGUGACCGUGCCCGUGUACUCUCUGCACCGCGACGAGCGCUACUUCCCCGACCCCGACACCUUCCUACCCGACCGCUUUAUGCCCGCUACUAAGAACGACAUCCCGUCGGGGGUGUACCUUCCCUUCGGGGCUGGCCCCCGUAUGUGCAUCGCGGAACGCUUCGCUCGCAUGGAGGCACGACUCGCACUCGCUGACCUCAUCAUGAACUUUCACCUCUCAGUCGAGCCGGGGUCAGAGGAGCUCAAAGUUGCUAAGUCGUUUGGCAUCCUGCGACCUGAUCCUGCCAGCCUGAACCUCAUCUUGAGAGACGCGGCAUCCAGCGCGGCCGGUGCCACAGACGCUGCCUCGGGUGCCACAGGCGCUGCCUAAGAGUUCUACAGGCGCUGCCUAGCAUAUUCUGAGUUCUACCUAAAUUCUUGAUUUUCGCCUUCGUGUUUUGAUGUUGCGUCCAGUAAAUGUUAGUAACCAAGUC
Molecule: messenger RNA, 1928 nt
Organism: Hyalella azteca
Lineage: Eukaryota; Metazoa; Arthropoda; Malacostraca; Amphipoda; Hyalellidae
Product: cytochrome P450 9e2-like
Exons: 7
Coding region: 380-1825 (481 amino acids)
Molecular function (GO): oxidoreductase activity, acting on paired donors, with incorporation or reduction of molecular oxygen; monooxygenase activity; iron ion binding
Source: RefSeq, a predicted model, not a curated record